GCUCCGCCAGUGUUCCCUGCGCUGUGCUUGGUUGAGGUCGAGCUUCUCACGCGGAAGCCCCUAUUAGAACUGAUUUUGUGUUUUACGGAAGAGUCACUGCUGAUACUUGAAGGAGAAAUCUGCUCUGUCUCAGCAAAACUUCAAACUUGGAAACAAAAUGGAAAACAGUAUGGAAGAGUUUCAGGAGUGCACAGCUCCCUGCAAGAACGCAAUUGAGUUCAGACCUCCAUUAUACAAACAAAGAUACUUCUUUGUUAAAGAGAUAGUGAAUCAAUAUAAACCCAAGAAGGUUGCAGACUUGGGGUGCGGUAGUGCCACACUCUUAUGCUUCCUGAAACACCACAGUUGUGUUCAAGAGCUUGUUGGAGUAGAUCUCCUCAUGGACAGUCUCUUAGUUUGGAACAGAGAUAGGUUGUCUCCAUUAGUUGCGGAUCAUAUAGAUCCUAGGGACCUUGAUUUGAGAAUUGUCUUGUAUCGUGGCUCUGCUGUGGAGGAAGACUCCCGUUUGCUUGGAUUUGACUUGAUAACAUGUAUUGAAUUAAUAGAACAUUUGGAUUCGGAAGAUCUGGCCAAGUUUCCCGAAGUUGUAUUUGGAUACUUUUCUCCAACUCUGGUUGUCAUCAGCACACCAAACGCAGAUUACAAUCCCCUGUUUCCAGAUUACAAUCCCCUGUCUCCAGGAUCGACCUUUAGAAGAAAUCCAGAUCACAAAUUUGAGUGGAGCCGAGAGCAGUUUCAGCACUGGGCUUUAAAUGUGGCAAAACGCUACAAAUACUCAGUGGAGUUUACUGGUGUGGGUGCUCCACCACCAUGGGCUAAUAAGGAUGUUGGAUACUGUACCCAGAUAGGGGUCUUCAAGAAAAAGCAGCCAGGUUGUCGCAGCUGUAUCCUGGUAAAACCAGAUGCCCGUGUUUCAGAGCGAGGGGAACGCCCUUAUGAAGUUGUUUUUAAAGCCUCAUUCCCGAGUUUGCAGCAGAAACGCCGCCUCCUGUGGGUAUUGUGUGCGGAGGUGUUAAAAGAAGCCAGAGCCAUAAGAGAGAACUAUGUCUGGAUUCAGAAGAAAAAGAAGUCCUAUGAACACCUGUCUGGAGAAGAUACUAGCCUGGUCAGACGGCCUGGAUUAUUCCUCACCGAUGCCCAAGUGGCCCAAAUAGAGAGGUCCCCCAAACCCUACUCUGUGGGAAAGAGGUUUUAUGUACCUCUGAAAAGACUCAUUGGCUAUCCGAAGGUGAGGCGCUUGGUCGAUGAUGUGUCCAUGCUGAGAACACUCCUUGCUGAAGCAAUUCCAUCGCAACUGAACAGAGCUCACACUUCGGUGCUGAUCGACUUGGACCCUUCCGACCCUUAUGAUGACCGUUGGUGAGCAGGAGCUCUCCUUAUGUCCUAAAAUUCAGAGUCUUAAGGAUAGUUAGGCUCAUUUAUAGUCAUAAUGUAGGUAGCUUAAUUUUGAUAUUAACCUUGUUACAUUUUUUUAUAAUAUGCUUUUUGGGGGGAUGGUGGAGGUUCACAGAGUGCUUGUUCAGUUUUUUGUUAGACCCAUGUUGAAUGUGAUAUUAAAAUUUUAAAAAAUAAAUUGAAUUAUCGAUGUUUAAA
Molecule: messenger RNA, 1593 nt
Organism: Suricata suricatta (meerkat)
Lineage: Eukaryota; Metazoa; Chordata; Mammalia; Carnivora; Herpestidae
Gene: HENMT1
Product: HEN methyltransferase 1
Exons: 8
Coding region: 158-1363 (401 amino acids)
Biological process (GO): RNA methylation; piRNA processing; siRNA processing
Cellular component (GO): nucleus; cytoplasm
Molecular function (GO): RNA methyltransferase activity; O-methyltransferase activity
Source: RefSeq, a predicted model, not a curated record